This is a messenger RNA of Ascochyta rabiei, 495 nucleotides long. RefSeq lists its product as uncharacterized. The transcript has 2 exons. NCBI's taxonomy places the organism in Eukaryota, Fungi, Ascomycota, Dothideomycetes, Pleosporales, Didymellaceae. The coding region runs from base 1 to 495 and encodes 164 amino acids. The record is from RefSeq and is a predicted model, not a curated record.
AUGGCAAACAACAACCAGAACACGGAGAGCAAGGGCUACAAGCAGCAGGCUGGCGAAUUCUACAACCGCCAGUACGACAACUGGGUGCCCUGGAUGGAGGACAAGUACCUGCAGUGGUUCACCAAGGACAACAAAGCCUCGUAUGCCACAAAGCAGAACCUCGACAAGACAAAGGUGACCGGCGUCUCGCAAGUCGACAACCUCCAAGAGGGCGUCAACGGCCUCGUCAGCGGCCAAGUCGGUCAAGGUGGAAUCGCACAACCCAUCGGCGAUGCCCUCAGCAAAGAAGGCAUCAACCGCGCUGAGCGCGGUGGAAAGGAUGAGCACGGCAACCCGAUCGAAUCCCAAGGGCCUCUUGGUGGGUACGGACAGGGUGCCCUUGAUGGCGUAAAGGGCAGCGCGGGCGCUGUUGGAUCCGGCGCGAAGAGUGCAGGAGGGUACCUGGGAGGCAUGUGGGGUGGCAAGAAGGAGGGCCAGGGUGAGCAGAAGAAGUGA